Molecule: messenger RNA, 2958 nt
Organism: Amphiprion ocellaris (clown anemonefish)
Lineage: Eukaryota; Metazoa; Chordata; Actinopteri; Pomacentridae
Gene: st6galnac4
Product: ST6 (alpha-N-acetyl-neuraminyl-2,3-beta-galactosyl-1,3)-N-acetylgalactosaminide alpha-2,6-sialyltransferase 4
Exons: 4
Coding region: 324-1289 (321 amino acids)
Biological process (GO): oligosaccharide metabolic process; ganglioside biosynthetic process
Molecular function (GO): alpha-N-acetylgalactosaminide alpha-2,6-sialyltransferase activity
Source: RefSeq, a predicted model, not a curated record
AAUGCAGGUCCUACAAACCUGUGGACUGCUGCUGCUGUGUCGAUCGAGGAAUAACGCACAUCUUAUCAGAUAUCUGAUAGUUCGUGUCAGCGUGCUUUAGAUUAGAUUAAAAUAGUGGAGCUGUGGUCUGCCGGGCGAUGAAAACCAAAGAUACACGGAAAAGGAAAGGAUCCGGGAUUUUGAGACUUGACCUCGAGAAGCCAUUAAAAUCUUGAGAUAUGAAACUUCACACGAACAUGACUCGACGGUAGCUGGGUUUGUUUAGUCGCUGCUGCUCAAGUUAACUAAAGAAUGAAAGCCGAUGGGUCCCCACAGGCCUUGAUAUGGAAGCUCUGGACAGGAGGAGCCGUUUAAUGCAGUCGGUGAACUCAUGUCUGAGUAGAUGUUCAGUACAUGUCCGGAUGUGCACAACCGACCUGCUUCUCUUUGUCCGGCCCCUGCAGAUGUGUCGCUGUCUCUGCCUGCUCAGCCUGAGCCUCCCGUUGCUUCUCUGGUUCGCGAUCACCCGGGACGAUGUGUCUCCUGCCGCCUUGAGCUCCGGACUCCGGGGCUACCGGAGGAUCAGCCCCGGCAGGAUGGAGCAGUUCCUGGACAAGCACUGCAACCAGUGUGCCUUGAUCUCCAGCUCGGGUCAGAUGCUCGGAGCUGGUGCCGGAGAGGAGAUCGAUAGAAUCGGAUGCGUGAUCCGGAUGAACAACGCUCCCACACGCGGGUUCGAGGAAGACGUUGGGAGUCGCACCAGUGUCCGGGUCGUGUCUCACACCAGCGUUCCCCUGCUGGUCAAAAACGAGCGCUAUUAUUUCCAGGAGUCUGCAGACACCGUUUACAUCUUCUGGGGUCCUGAGAGGAACAUGAGGCAAGACGGGAAGGGACGCAUCUAUAACGUCCUCCUGAAAAUGGCCACAAAGUAUCCGAACGCCAGAAUAUACGCUGUGACCAGAGACAAGGUUCAGUACUGCGACAGCGUGUUUCAGAAUGAAACUGGAAAAAACAGAAUGAAAACGGGGGCGUUUCUCAGCACUGGGUUCUUCACAAUGAUUCUGGCUUUAGAAAUGUGCGACACCAUCCAUGUUUACGGGAUGAUCGACGACAACUACUGCAGUCGAGCCAACCACAGCAUUGUUCCUUACCAUUACUACGAGCAAAACCGAAUCGACGAGUGCAGGAUGUACAAGGUCCAUGAGCACACGAAGCGUGGCGGCCAUCGCUUCAUCACUGAGAAGGCCAUCUAUGCCAGAUGGGUGACACGCCACAAGAUAGACUUUAAACAUCCCUCUUGGAGCCUCUGAACAAAGAGAUCCUAAAUCCAAGAAGAUGUUCCCUGACUGCACUGUGGUAUUUAUUUCUCUGCUGGUUUUUAUUUGCUAAAGUACUUAGUGUUGCCUCAGCAGGAACUUUAUCAGCUACUGUUCGACUUCUUUUUUUAACCAACUCAGCACUUUUUCCAGAAGAAAAGAGCCACAGUGAUGCUUACUCGUUAUAUUAUCUGCAGCCAUAGAUGUAAAAUAAUACAUUUUGUCUCUGUGCUUAAGAUUUACCAGCAUUUAACUGGUGUGGUAAAGAACAUUUAGACACAUGGCUAGACACUACAACCAGUUUACACCAAAGCUUACCAUUUUGAAUUUCUUUCUUCUUUGUGCCUUGACUUUGGUCUUAUUCUGCACAGUAAUUCAUUUUAUGCUGCAAUAUGGCAUGUGUAAUCAUAGCUGCAAGACACCUUUACUCUAGGAGGCAGGGAGUCGAUGUAGGGCUGCAGGUAACAUUUCAUCAUUUUAUUAUUCGUUAAUCUGGCACCGACUCUCUCACGGAGUCGAUUACAAAUACUAAGAAAAUGUGAAGGCAUUCAGUUUAUAGUCAUAGAAAUCUAAGAAAAUGGCAAAAGCCAGAUAAGUUCUGGCAUUUUAGCUUAAAAGCUGAUUGAAACAUCCAACCAGUCACCAGAAAAUUAGCUUUUAAUUUAAUUAUUUCAGCUGAAGUGUCGUUAUUUUCAUCUCUUUUGGUCAGUAUUUGCUUCAAAACAUGACAUUUCCUCCAAUGAAUGUUAAGCAUUGGAGCAGAUUCAGGUUGAAAGCUUCAGUAAACCAGCCAAGUAUUGUUUUUCUCACCACACUAACAACAAAGUGUGAUAUUGACACUUUGCUGCAUUACUUGUCCUUAUUGCAACCAGUCACACAGUGUAAAAAUGUUUGAAGUGGUAGCGUAGUAGCCUUUCAUUUAAACACACUGUAUGCGCAUGCUAAUGUGAACAAAGCUCAGAUGUUUCCAUAGAUGUUUCACAAGGGACACACCGGCCGACAUUAAAAUGUCCCUGCAGACUACAACAUUUUCAGUGCAACUGGCACCAGCCUGCAGCUUCAACACUGAUCAAUAGUAAAAUCACAGACGAUAAAACAGUACCGAUUGUAAAAUAAUCCCGACAGAUCAGCAGGUCUGUGUGGUUAGUGUGUAUACAGUGCUGGAGACCCACAACAUUUCUUGGAAGGUCUCUGUUCAUUCAAUUCAGACAAUCGGCUGGAGCCUCCUUUCCAGCAAUGUAGGAUAAACUUUCCCAUGGAGGCUGAGCAGUAAUGAAACCCCGUUAACAUGACCGUGAACAGACAUCUCAGUGUAAAUCUAAAAUUAUUCCCAAAGUUGUCUCCAGAUGUCCUCUUUAAAAAAAAGUGUUUUAGAUUUUGCUGCCUUUUUACACUCAGAAGCGUGGCACUGCAUUUUCAGUUGCUUCUUGUGAGAGGAAUUCCAAAGACUGUAACAGUAUUUGCACUACUGAGCAAGUAUUUUACUAUAAUGUACAUCGAAAAGAUGAUUUGUUUGAAUUAAAAGUGUAUUCUUGAUGUUUUAGUAACCAUACUGUAUGUCAUGAAAUCUGCAACGUUAAAACUUGAAUAUAAAUGUGAACACUGCUCACUGCUGGGGUGAGAUACGUGUCAACAUGAAUAAAUCUGCUCCCUCAUCUAUUUA